AUGCCAAUAGUUACCUUUUUAAAAUUAAUAUUAAUAGCAGUUAACAACAUCAACAACAACCAAUAUAAUAAUGAAGAAUGUGUUAAUGAUGGUAGCAAUAUUGCAUGGGGUAAAAUUGUUCCAUUCUUAGUUUUAUUUUUUGUUAAUAGUAACAAUUUUGUAGUAUCUCAAGCACCAAGAUGUAUAACCACAGAAAAUGUGUAUCAAGGCGAUGCAAGAAAUAAAUAUAAUGGUAUGAUCCCCACCAAGGAUGUGGAUUGGUGGUUUUUACAACAACUUUCAGGUGAAGAUGGCGGUGCAAUUUACACAGACAGUUAUUUAUCCGGUGUAAAAAUUAUAUCCGAAAUCAACAACUAUUAUACCAAAAAUAAUAAUAAUAUUCCAAAUCCAGUUACUAAAACAUAUGAACAAAUAUUAGGUAAUAAUAAUUACAAUAGUAUUGUAUAUAAUAAUGAACCAAGACCAACUGUAAAAAAAGUUAAUGGUGUAGUUUAUAACGAUCCUACAACUAGUGAUGAUCCAGGUAAAGGUGCACAUGCCAAGGGUUUUUUUAUUUGGAACAAUCUAGGAGGUAUUCAUGUUAUUCAUAGUUAUCCUAAGUCACCUGUAAGAGAUGGUGCUGGUGAAUUCUUUGAUAAAGGAAACGAGCAAAAUUUGGGUCAGCAUUCAGUUUGUAUCAACUUAUCAUCAGAUGAAUUGGAUAUUAUUCCAAAGCUUUUAAUUUAUGGUGAUUUUAUUAUUAAUGCAAUUAAUGGUAAAAACCUUAGAGAUAUAACGAACAAGCUAUCAAGUCUGACAGAGUUUAAUGAAAUUAGAGCUAGAGUUGGCCCAUUAAUCGGUACCGACAAUUUUUCAAAUAGUGAAAUCGCUUCAUUUGGAACCAUAAAGAAAACAUUUGAUCAAUUUGAUCUAAGAAUUUUCAAAACGCUUAUCUUUGAUCCAAUUACAAAUCAUUGGUCAAAAAAUUCAAUCCAAUUAUUAAAAUGGUCCACAGUUGCAAAGUUAAUCAGUAACAAAGAUUUUUCUUCAUUUGAUUUCACAGCAGUGGGUGAUAGAGACUGUAUACAUUACAAUAAGGUAAUGGAUCAAUCCAAUGGUGAUGGUCAAUACUUUGUUCAAACCUCAAACAAUUACAUUCAUGAAAAAAAGGCACAAUACCCAUUAUCAAAAAGAGGAUUUAAUAUGAUAUGGGAUUAUAUAGCAGAUUACUAUUACAACAACCAUCAAAAAACAGGUAAAUGGCUUAUUAAUACAAUGCAGAAGGGUGGUGAAAAAAAUAAAAAUCAAAUGGCAAAACCAUCAGAUAAAAUGAAUCUUGUCAGUAGAACUGACGCACCAUGGUCUGUUAGUGAAUAUACAACCGAUGGUGCUCAACAUUCAAAGAUAUCAUAUUUAGUCGAUAGUACUGGGAAUCUAUUUUGUAUUGGUGAUCUAAAUUGGCAAGGUAAACAAGAAUCAAGAGGUGGUUGUGCAUUUUGUUCAAAAAAAUUAGAUUAUCUAGCUGAAUACUAUGAAAGACGUGUCACUGUUAUUGCAGACCCUCCAGUAACCCCAGCAUAUCAAACAUUUGGACCAGAAGUUAUACCAUUUGGUACAGCAGGUUUUAAAAUUGAUUUCACAGGAAUUUAUAGUAGUUUAGAAAACAAUGGAUUUUAUCCAGUAGCAGAAAGACCAGUAAUGGAGAUUAAAAAAUUAAAUCAACAAAAUAAUCAAUAUGAAUCUUUCAAUCCCAAAGUAAUAAUAGAUACCGAAACUACAAAACCAUCUGUAGAUUAUGGCACAGAUGGCUCUUUAACAUAUAAUAAUAAUAUUAAAAUUAAAAAUUUCAAUAGUUUAUUAAAAGGAAUCUAUAUCCCAAUGAAAUUAAAAAACAUACAAACAGCAACUCGAACCUUCGAAAUUGAUCAAAAAAUCGGUCUAUUUUUAUCUCCAAUCCUCAAAGAUGAAAUUAUUUUUUGUGAUUUUGAUGACCCUCAUUGCGAUUAUAAUCACAAUAACCAUUUAUUAAUAAAAGAUUUAGCUUUUAGAUUCCAAAUGGAAGAUUAUGCAGGUAUAACUCAAAGAAAUCAAGAAGCCAUUGGCCAAACUAGAAAUCGUAAAAUAAAUGUAAUUUUCAGACCCACCAUUUCUAAUUCAGCACCACUCAGCAUUAUCGAUGAAACAAUUGCACUAGUCAAAUUAGAAAAGGACAUUAAAACAAUAUACCAAUAUUUUGGAAUUGUAAGACAAACACCAAUUAGAUUUAUUAAUGUUGAUGUAACUGAUAAAGAUAUCCAACGUAUUUUAAUUGAAGAUCGCUUAUCGUGUGGAAAUGGUGAUAUUAUAUACUAUAAUGAAAAUUGCUACGAUUUUUUGGUGUACUGCCUCUCUGAAAAUUUUGCUGUAACCAACAACGGUAUAUAUAAUCAUAGAGUAGAUGGUUUUUCUGCUCCAACUGAUGCCAUAAUGGGUGCUAUCGUAUGGCCCAAUGGAACUCCAAGUACAUGUUUUAUUCCAGAUGAACCAGAUAUGAUUACAGUAUAUUUAAAAGAAUAUGCAAAUAAACUAGGCAUUGUAUUUCAGGGGAAUAAAAGAGAUAUUUAUGAUAAAAUAAAAGAAUUCAUAGAGUUGCAGCAAAGAUUAUCAAAUGAAAAUCAAGAAAAAGAAUCGAUCAAUUCAUUCAAUAAAGAAAGAGCACAAUUAACAAUUAAAGAUAUCGAACCACAUGAAUAUUUAUUCUGGGAAAUAUUUAGAAACAAAACAAUUUACAAGGAAAUAUUUUCAAAUUUUAAACCUGAUCAAAUAUCAAGAGGUUAUGAAUCUAUUUGUAGGAGAAUCAUCGAGGAAACACCAGAGAAUACAGCAUUCUAUGAACAUAUUAGUUUAGCCCAAAGCGCAAGUUGUAGUAGUAUAAACAGUUGUAAUAGUAAUGAGAGCAAUGGGAGUAGCUGUAGUAGCGGUUGCAACAAUAAAAACAGUAAUGGAUUUUUAAUUAAUAAUGGUAAUAUAACACUUCCACCACCGUCAUCAUAUAGAAAUUUAAUUAAAGAGGAAUUAAAAAUCAUUAAAAUUUUAAUAAAAAUAACUCCAAUUUUUAAUAAUAUAACUACAUUAGAUAAAAAUAAUAAUGAUUGGUAUAUAAGUUUCAAUUCUUUGGUUAGGAAUUCAAAUAGAAGACCUUAUUAG
This is a messenger RNA of Dictyostelium purpureum, 3165 nucleotides long. RefSeq lists its product as uncharacterized. The record is from RefSeq and is a predicted model, not a curated record. The coding region runs from base 1 to 3165 and encodes 1054 amino acids. Gene Ontology annotation, biological process: apoptotic DNA fragmentation. Gene Ontology annotation, molecular function: deoxyribonuclease II activity. The transcript has 11 exons. Lineage: Eukaryota; Evosea; Eumycetozoa; Dictyosteliales; Dictyosteliaceae.